This is a messenger RNA of Delphinapterus leucas (beluga whale), 978 nucleotides long. Lineage: Eukaryota; Metazoa; Chordata; Mammalia; Artiodactyla; Monodontidae. The record is from RefSeq and is a predicted model, not a curated record.
AUGGACCUGUCUGUAUUUGCUCGCAAGAAGUCAUUGGAGUCAUCAUCCCUUAGAGAUGCAUACAGAACAUUUACGGACGAGCUGGACCUGAGAGUUUAUGGUCGAGCAGAACUUCAGAACGUGGUGUUUGAGGACGUGUGUACCCUUCUGACGUCCUUCUUAGAGGGGUACAACGUUUGCAUCUUGGCUUACGGACGGACAGGAAGUGGGAAGAGCUUCACCACGCUGGGCCCGCGUUCCAGGGAGGAGCCGGCCCCACUGUCGGAACCCUUCGGCGACUCGGGCAUCGUCCCCAGAGCCACUGGAGGACCCUUCAGGCUGAUUUCAGAAGAUCCGUCAAGGAGCCCCGAGGUGGAAGUUUUCAUAGUGGAAGUUUAUAACAAUGACGUUUUUGACCUCCUGGCCAACGGCAGGUGUCGAGAGGCGUCUGGGUCGGAGCCACAGGUGCCGACAACCCAGGAGGGGAAGGAGAUCUCUGGGCUGACCUACGACUCGGCCGCGCAGGCGGCCACCGCAGCGCCUGCCGACUUCUCCAGAUCUCACCUGCUGACCGCGGUGCCUCUACCACAGCCGCUUCCCCCGCAGCAGCGGCGAGCGGCCGUCUGCGCCCGGACCCAAGGACUCGGGCGGGGGUCCCUGGGCCCAGCCGGCCACAGGGAGCUUGUGUGUGCCAAGCUGUGGCUCGUGGGCCUGGCGGGCAGCGAGCGUGUGGGUGAGAGCGGGAAGCCUUCCCCUGGGGUGUCUGGAGCGACGGGAUCAGCCCUGAGGGAGACUUUGUGCAUCAAACGGAGCCUGGCGGCCCUCACAGACAUCCUGGGAGUGCUGUCGGCAGGCAGAGGCCACGUCCCACAGGAACAGCGGUUCACCCACCUGCUCCAGGACGCGCUCGGAGGUGAUGCAAAGUUACGGGCGAUCAUGGGUGGCCCAGGCCAGAGGCACGUGGCUGAGACGCUGCAGAGCCUGGGGCUUGAAGCCUGA